UCCCACCUAGUUUGCUUAGAAGCUAAAAUGAGUACCGUACCAGACUAUUACAUCUCUUCUUCCUACCGGAAGAUUUUCGGGGACUCCCCUCGCUUCUCCCCGUCUCAGUCUCGCCUGAACAGCGGGAUCUCACCACGGGGUAUCGUAUCUUCCAGCGGUUUUAGAUCACAGUCUCUGUCUCGCUCCUCCGCAGGUUUUCACAAGCGAUCGGGGUGGCCUUCUUACUCACCCGUAUCAAGCGACAUCCUUGAUCUGAACCAGACAUCAGUUAUCACCAAUGAGUUCAAGAUCAUUCGGACUAAUGAGAAGGAGCAGCUUCAGGGGCUCAACGAUCGCUUUGCAAUGUUCAUCGAGAAGGUCCAUAAUUUGGAGCAGCAAAAUAAGGUUCUGGAGACGGAGCUGGUGGCCCUGAGGCAGAGGCAGACGGAACCAUCCCGCCUGGCAGAGAUAUAUCAACAGGAGAUCCGGGAGCUCCGAUCUCAGCUGGAGGAGGUGAAUGGGGAAAGGGCGCAGAUCUUCAUCGAACGAGACAACAUUGAAGAUGAACUUCAGAAACUUAAAGCGAAAUAUGAAGAAGAGAUGAGAGCUCGGGAAGAAGCCGAGCAGACCGUGAAAGCCUACAUGAAGGACGUUGACAGUGCCACCUUGGUGCGACUGGAUCUCGAGAAGAAACUGGAAUCUCUGCUGGAUGAGAUAGCCUUCAUGAGGAAGGUGCAUGAUGAAGAGGUCGCUGACCUGAUGAGCAUGCUCCAGGCCGCUCAGGUCUCCGUGGAGAUGGAGGUAUCAAAGCCGGAUCUCACCUCAGCCCUGAAGGAGAUCCGCGGCCAGUAUGAAUCCCUGGCUAACAAGAACCUGCAGGCUUCGGAGGAGUGGUACCGGUCCAAGUUUGAGAACCUGAACGAGCAGGCAGCCAAAAGUAACGAGGCGAUGCGCGCGAGCAGGGAGGAGAUCGGCGAGUUCAGGAGGCAGCUCCAGUCCAAGACCAUCGAGAUGGAGAGCCUUAGGGGGACCAAUGAGUCGCUGGAGCGCCAGCUUCGGGAGAUGGAGGACAGGCACAACAUGGAAAUCGACACUUUACAGGAUACAAUUGGACAGCUGGAUAAUGAACUGAGGAACACGAAGAGUGAGAUGGCACACCACCUGAGAGAAUACCAGGACCUGCUGAACGUCAAGAUGGCCCUGGACAUUGAGAUCGCAGCAUACCGGAAACUGUUGGAAGGGGAGGAAACUCGCUUCAGCACCAGCCCAGCUUUGCCCAGCAUGGGGGCCGGCAUGACCUACACCUACCAGACCCACGUGCACAGCAGCGCCAUCAAGGAGAGACAACGGGCCAGUCGCUCGAAGGGCGUCGCCCAGGCUGUGGACACUGAAGAGACGGCCAAGGAGACUGUCGAUUCCACAAAGAAAGUCGAGAAGAAUGAGGCUGUUAACGUCAAACCCAGCACACAGACAAACUGAGUCCCUCUCAUUCUGCUAGUGCGCUCCACAAUCACGCAAUACUACUAUACUCCCUCAUGCUGCCUAGACUAGACUGAAGUGCUACAACAAUAUAUUACACUGUGUCAUGUGCAAUACUUUAAUACUCUGUAUAUACUCUAUACUAUACUGUAAUACACUAUACUAUAAUAUACUACACUACACUAUAGAAGUGUAUUUAUCAAUAUAUUCUCUGUAUAAUCUACAAUGCUCUCUUUCGAAAUUGUAUACUAAAGCAAUGGGAAAGCCUUUUCCACUGAGGAUCCCUCUGUCUGCUGGAUUUCACACCUGGAGCAGCAGGUGAACUUAUAUCCAACCCUAGUAGUAAAUUUAACAGAGCGUUUAAGAGUCAAAGUAUAACCAAUAUGAGCACAUCCUACAUCCACUGAUUGGGUAGUGUUCCCCAAUAACAUUCUAGAAUGUCAGAAUAGUUUCUCGCAAUGUUAUGCUCACAGUACUACAGUACUUUGUGACUCUGUCAUUGGCAAAUCUCUUUCAGUCUGUAUCAUGAUCAAAUAGCCUAAGACACUUCAGUGUUUGAAAUACUACACACUGAUUUCCAAUAACUGCAGCAUAUCCUUCAUGGUCUAACAUUUUUCCUGGCAUGAGCCAUAAACUCCAUUAUAAUUACACUGCCAAAAUGCCUUGUGUGUAUGUAGUGUUCAUGAGCGCACAGUCGCGUGCAUGUUGUUGCGUGUGCAUAUAUGCGUGUUUUUGGUGCACAUUAAAAUUAGAACAUACUAUAACAAAAA
Messenger RNA from Paramormyrops kingsleyae, 2228 nucleotides. RefSeq names its product alpha-internexin-like. Gene Ontology annotation, biological process: intermediate filament organization. The record is from RefSeq and is a predicted model, not a curated record. Lineage: Eukaryota; Metazoa; Chordata; Actinopteri; Osteoglossiformes; Mormyridae. Gene Ontology annotation, cellular component: intermediate filament; postsynaptic intermediate filament cytoskeleton; cytoplasm. Gene Ontology annotation, molecular function: structural constituent of postsynaptic intermediate filament cytoskeleton.